AUGAAGCAUCCCUGGAUCUGCAAAAACGUGCAACCGGAGCAGGAGGUGCAAACACCCAGCGCGGCGGAGAUCCACCGAACAAUUCGGGAGUACAACACCAAGCGACCGAACACGCCGGCCAGCGUGGUGAUCAACGGCGAAAACGGACAGGCGGUCGACGCCAAGAGCGGCAGACCCGUCCGAACCCCGAAGGCGACGGCCGAGGGGGCACACAAGUGGGAGGAGCUGCUGGCCAGGUAUCAGAAGCUUGCGGAGGAAAACAAAGAGCUGGCAGCUCGGGUGGGCGGGCUCGCGCAAGACAAGGAGGAGCUCGAGAAGAAGGUCGAGCUGCAGGAGGACGAGAUCCAGCACCUGCGGCUCAAGCUGGCCAGCGAGCAGCAGGCCCGGCAGCGUGCCGAGAAAGACUACGACGAGCUGCGCAAGCGGACCAAGGAGAGCGUCACGGGAAGCAGCAUCGGCGGCAGCAGCAGUAGCAGCAGCAGCAGCAAAGCCAAGAACGGGUCGGCCUCCGCCUUUGCGACUGCAGCGCCGGCGCCGAUGAGCAAGCGCUCGUCGGCGGGCGCGAGGGAGCAGCGGAGCUCGGGCGGCAACGGCAGCGAGCGGGACCACCGGGACACGCGCGAGCGCGAGCGCGAUCGGGAGCGGAGCGGGAGCGCGAGCGAAUCGGCCAGCACAAGUCGGCUGCGAGCCGAGCACCACCGCGACCACGAGCGAAGCUCCAGCAUUGGCAGCAGCGCGCUCAUGGACAGCGGCGUGCUGGCCGCCGUCGAGAAGAAGCGAAGGCCGGCCAGCCAGACCAUCCCCUCCAACCACCUCAACAUGAUCAACCCGGCGGCGUCCGACGCCGCCAAGCCGCCGUCGCCCUCGCUCGGCGUCUUCUCAGCCACGUCAUCGUCAUCGCCAUCGUCGUCGGCUUCGUCGUCGCCCGACACCACGCCCUACGUGCCGGUGGCCGCCGUACCAGCCCCCAACUCUGGCGGUGCCAGUUCGCCCUCCGUGCGCAAGAAGCGCGCGCCCAAGCUUUGUACAGCCUGUACCAAGCCCAUCGCCCGAGACGGGCGGUUAGCCAUGGGCAAGCCGUGGCAUCACGACUGCUUCAAAUGCAGCCACUGCCACCAGGUGCUGGAGGAGUUCAUCGAGCGGGACGGCCGGCCGCUGUGCGUGGCCGAUUUCAACUCCCUCUACGGCAAUCGCUGCGGCGGCUGCGGCGAGAUCAUUCAGGGCCAGUACAUCCAAGCCAUGAACAGGUAUUGGCACGCGGGGCAUUUCCGCUGCUGCGUGUGCAACUCCAACAUCCAGGGCGGCUUCAUUGAGCGAGACGACAAGCCCCUGUGCGGGUCCUGCUUCAAGGCCGGCAAGUGA
Messenger RNA from Acanthamoeba castellanii str. Neff, 1362 nucleotides. Its product is annotated as LIM domain containing protein. The transcript has 6 exons. Bases 1 to 1362 code for a protein of 453 amino acids. Gene Ontology annotation, cellular component: Z disc; nucleus. Gene Ontology annotation, molecular function: transcription coregulator activity. NCBI's taxonomy places the organism in Eukaryota, Discosea, Longamoebia, Acanthamoebidae. The record is from RefSeq and is a predicted model, not a curated record.